Messenger RNA from Serpula lacrymans var. lacrymans S7.9, 192 nucleotides. RefSeq lists its product as uncharacterized. The transcript has a single exon. The annotation marks the transcript as partial. The record is from RefSeq and is a predicted model, not a curated record. NCBI's taxonomy places the organism in Eukaryota, Fungi, Basidiomycota, Agaricomycetes, Boletales, Serpulaceae.
GGGGCGGGCUCUGUGCUGCUACAUGUGCUCUCUCUCUCUCGAUUAGGGGCAGGGAAGCAGGCAAUGACAGGCGCCUUUUCGUGUUUCUCGGACUUGAAUACCCUCCGGGAUCGCAAUAAGGGAUGGGAAGGGGCGCCACCACGUUCUGGCAUACCAUCAAGUCACCGACAUCCAUCUUCCAACAUUGUGUGA